CUACUAAUCCCCCCAGGGCUCAAUCCAUCAAGCAAGCAGUUCACUCUCUCUCUCUCUCUCUGUCUCUCUCUCUCUCUCACGCUCACACACACACAAGCAAAGGGGCAAUGGCCAUUACAGCAGUGAAACUUUCCCCAUUCCUGUCGUUGUUUCUAUUGAUCCUAUGUGUUGAUCAUGGCGCUUAUGGACACUACGACGGUGGGUGGCAGACUGCCCACGCCACCUUUUAUGGCGGCAGUGACGCUUCUGGCACAAUGGGGGGAGCAUGUGGGUAUGGUAACUUGUAUAGCCAGGGAUACGGGACCAAAACCGCAGCUCUUAGCACUGCUUUGUUCAACAAUGGGUUGAGCUGCGGAGCGUGUUACCAAUUACGAUGCAGUGACGACCCUCAGUGGUGCCUCCCUGGCACCAUCACUGUCACUGCCACCAACCUUUGCCCUCCCAAUCCUGCUCUCUCUAACGACAAUGGUGGCUGGUGCAACCCCCCUCUUCAACACUUUGAUUUGGCCGAGCCUGCUUUCUUGCACGUUGCUCAAUAUCGAGCUGGAAUUGUACCCGUACUCUUCAGAAGGGUCCCAUGUGUGAAGAGCGGAGGCAUAAGGUUCACCAUCAAUGGCCAUUCUUUCUUCAACCUGGUUUUGGUAACAAAUGUUGGGGGAGCAGGGGAUGUCCAGUCAGUGUCAAUCAAGGGGUCUAGGACAGGGUGGCAACCAAUGUCAAGAAAUUGGGGCCAAAAUUGGCAGAGCAACUCAAACCUCAACGGCCAGAGCCUCUCCUUCAAGGUCACCGCCAGUGAUGGCACCACUGUCACCAACUACAAUGUUGUCCCUGCCGGUUGGCAAUUUGGACAGACCUUUGAAGGAGGCCAAUUCUAGAUCAAGUUGUGUGUUUAUAAGAAUUUAUUCCAGAGAGCUUAGGGAGAGAGAGAAAAUAAGGUGUGGCUGGUAAAUGCAUAAUGGCAAAGUAGAUAUGCUUUAAAACUUGGGAGUAAAAGGUUCACCUAUUUAUGUUAUGAGUAAUGUAAGCUUUUAUCCUAUCAUUAUCUCAUCAUUUUGUUGUGACAGUGCCCAUCGGCUUUUAAAUCAGUCUUUGUUUAAAAAAAAUUCAAGCGUUGAUUGGCACUACAAUAUCAACAGAGUGAGAGAUGUAAGAUAAAAAGUGUGAUUUCUAGCUUUACUCUUAUAUUAUGCAUAUUGCUUUAUAUUUAGAGUGUAUCAUUUUCAACAAAUGUACAUCCCGAUUUGGUUGAAAACCAAGUGUGGGGUUAAAUAAGACCAUUUCAUGUGUAUGAAUCAUGAAUUACAAAGAAUUAUUAGGUUGUUAUCAUC
Messenger RNA from Corylus avellana, 1328 nucleotides. Its product is annotated as expansin-A4. NCBI's taxonomy places the organism in Eukaryota, Viridiplantae, Streptophyta, Magnoliopsida, Fagales, Betulaceae. Gene Ontology annotation, cellular component: extracellular region. Gene Ontology annotation, biological process: plant-type cell wall organization. The record is from RefSeq and is a predicted model, not a curated record.